Molecule: messenger RNA, 1450 nt
Organism: Spodoptera exigua (beet armyworm)
Lineage: Eukaryota; Metazoa; Arthropoda; Insecta; Lepidoptera; Noctuidae
Source: the annotation of a GenBank genome assembly
ACAAUCAGACGCUACCUCUGUCGGCUCGCAGGCGACAUGUCAAAACUAUUACUUUUAGUACUAACCGCUGUUUACGCGGAAGCCUGCUAUUGGAACGCCCAGUGCCCUUAUCAGCUGUAUGGAUCCAAAACCCCAUAUGACACGAUCAGAGGAGAUAUCAGGGACUUCGCAACUCCGACAAAUUGCCAAGCAGUGUCAGUAUGGACCUUGAACCGGCACGGCAACAGAAACCCUGGCACUAGUGUGACCCUCGGUAUGAAGGAGAUCAUGACCCUCAAGGACGAUAUCAUCGCCAGCUAUGAAGCCGGCAGUAGCCAGCUCUGUGCACAGGAUAUCGAAGACUUCAAAAGAUGGAAAUGGAACAGCACACUAGACACAACGACCUCCUACCUCACGGGAGUCGGCUACGAAGAGUUGUAUGACAUUGGGAAGCGGAUCAGACAGAAGUACCCUCACCUGAUGACUGGAGCCGCUGACCGUUUCUACUUCAGGCCUACUAAUGAGCAGAGGACUAUUACCAGCUGUUCUGCUUUCGUCCAUGGCCUGACUGAUGGCAUCGGUCUUAAUGUCACCGUGGAAGCUGCAAGGUUGAGAGACGAUGUUAUUAGGCCGUACGAAAACUGCGAUCGUUAUCAAAAAGAAGUGAAAGGUGGACCAACUCUGAAUUAUCAACUGGAUUCAUAUUUUACAUCUCCUAAUUAUGUUGCGAUCCAAAACGCAGUCCAGUACCGUCUAGGCCUGACUUCGAAGCUUAACUCCUCAGAUCUGUUUUCUAUUUACGAGCUGUGCCGAUUCUACCGUUCCUGGGAUCCAACUCUGAAGUCUCCUUGGUGUUCAGUCUUCACUGAUGAGGAACUUGUCAUCAUGGAGUACUAUGACGAUGUCAGGCAUUAUUAUAGAAACGGAUAUGGAUCAUGGAUCAACGACAACCUAGGUCGUCUGCCACUGAAAGACCUGUACGACAGCUUCUCCAAGUAUGUUGAGGGGGGUGGAAAUAAAGUCACCGGUUAUUUCACCCACGAUACCAUGAUGGAGAUGGUUUUCUGUGCCUUGGGACUGUACAAAGACGACCCACCACUACAGGCCCUCUUAAUGGACGCCGACAGAUCCUGGAGAACUAGCUACAUUGGUGCCUUCUCUGUUAAUUUGGUGGCUGUGUUAAAUAGCUGCACGAAUACUAACAUAAACCCAGAGUACCGAGUCCAAAUCUUCAUAAAUGAGAAAGAGACGCCAAUCUGUCCCCUGAGUGGGUGCAGCUGGGCUGAGUUCCAGGAAAAGUUCAAGCAUUUCUCGCAAGCUAACCUGGAUUUCUGUAGCAUGGGUUUUGUACCUGACCAAGAGAAUGAGGCAUCACCUAACAGUGCUGCGCCGACUAAAGGAUUCUGGAAUUAUUGGUAACUGAGUGAACUAGACAUAAUAGACUUAGUUGUGAAAGAAUGGCAUAAUGAGA